CUUUACAUGGAGACUGAGCGUGUUACGCAGCGUGUCACCUUUAUCACACUGAGAGGGAUGACUUGUCACCUGAUGUGUGACAUGGGCGGCAGGGACGCUUAGUCCUGGCAGGUUUCAGGUGUUUAUUUACCCCGCUCAGUGCUUGGCUUUUAACCUCCCUCACUUUAUUCCAGGGGGGAGCUGUGGAUAUAAAUGCGGGGAGAGAUUGGCUGGCACAAAGGCUAUUAUAACCGCUCACCACCAGCUGCACAGCGUGACGGAGGCUGCAGGACGGGUGACAGCCUGAAACACAGCGGCAGAUGGCGGAAUUCAUCGCUGGAGCUCUGGGAGGGGCGUGUGGAGUGAUGGUCGGGUACCCCCUGGAUACCGUGAAGGUGCGAAUUCAGACUCAGACAAACUACACCGGAAUAUGGCACUGCAUCUCUUCUACUUACAAAGUGGAGAAAGUGUCUGGAUUCUUCAAAGGGAUGUCAAUGCCAAUGUCCACCGUGUCCGUCAGCUCAUCGAUUGUUUUUGGGGUGUAUAGGAACUGCCUGUACAAUCUGUGCAAACUGAAAUACGGGACGCCAAACGCCAAACCGUCCAAACUGGAUAUCUUCCUAUCUGGCUAUGCAGCUGGAGGAAUACAGGUCUUGGUGUCAUCGCCUGCAGACAUGGCGAAGGUUCGGCUCCAGACGCAGUGUCUGCUGACUAUAGCCAAGGAGGAAGGGUUCCUUGGGUUAUAUAAAGGCUGCUUCGCUCUUAUGUUCAGAGACUGCCAUUCGUUUGCUACUUACUUCCUCUCGUACGCCGUCUUCCGAGAAUGGUUUGUGCCGCUGCAGCAAAGUCAUUCGGAAUUAUUGGGCAUCCUCCUGGCCGGUGGCCUUGCCGGGGUGGUGGCAUGGGGCAUUGCCACGCCUAUGGAUGUGAUUAAGUCUCGGCUGCAGGUAGAUGGCGUCACACAGCGGAGGUACCGAGGGGUCGUCCACUGCAUCACUGACAGCGUGCGGCAGGAGGGGGUCACGGUCCUCUUUAAGGGAUUGUCGCUGAACUGCCUCAGAGCCUUCCCCGUCAAUAUGGUGGUCUUCCUCACCUAUGAAGCCAUACUAAAGCAAAUCAAACCUUUCUCCACGUGAGGAGCCUCUGUGGACGGACGCUGCUACCAAAGCCCAAAAUAGUGGCCCAAAAGACUUCAUGGUCUCAUGGAUGGUCAGCUGGGACGAGCCAUGGACUGCAGGCACUAAUGACCACACCAGUAAUUAAUUAUAAGGCUUGAGGGGUGUCAGCACCUUCCAAGCAGGGAUCAAUACUGGAGAGGUCCUUGGACUUUCUGUAGGUGGCGGAGAUUUCCCUGGACAUCUAGAAGAUUUUUUAGGCUUAAAGACAACAAUUUAUAAAGGGGAGGAGGAGGAGGAGGAGGAGGAGUAGGAUAUCUUCUCUGCUCUAUUGACCUUGUUGUUCAUAACCACAAUGAGACUUUUUCCAUUUAGUCACAGCAGGGUAGGUCACUCUGGCAGCUGCCACUAGAGGGAGCUCACUGCACACAGAUUUAUACUACUCCCAUUAAGUUCAAUAUUUACAGUAUAAAUCUAUAUGCCAAGAGCUCCCCCUAGUGGUGGCUGCAGAAUGUUAGUUAAACCAAGAAGGUCCUAUAGAUAUAAUAUGAACGAUGCACCUCUGGGUGGACAGGGUGUAACUAUCAUGUGCCGCGGUGUCCCCUAGGCAUCAGUGCUCAUGUGUGACGACUGCCUCUGCACUCCUCUAUGUAAUGUGGGGGACUUCAAGGGGCUUAUUGAUUUUAGUGAUAGGACCCUGUAAUUUGUGUGAUUGGGGACAACCCUCUUUGUGUAUAUGAGUAAAUAACACUGUCACCCCUGUAAUAUUCAGAGCCGUUACUGUAUAUUAAAUGUAUAUAUUGUA
Bufo bufo (common toad) is the source of this 1899-nucleotide messenger RNA. It is a transcript of the gene SLC25A47, whose product is annotated as solute carrier family 25 member 47. Gene Ontology annotation, molecular function: transmembrane transporter activity. Gene Ontology annotation, cellular component: mitochondrion. Gene Ontology annotation, biological process: transmembrane transport. The record is from RefSeq and is a predicted model, not a curated record. NCBI's taxonomy places the organism in Eukaryota, Metazoa, Chordata, Amphibia, Anura, Bufonidae.